Molecule: messenger RNA, 750 nt
Organism: Lolium rigidum
Lineage: Eukaryota; Viridiplantae; Streptophyta; Magnoliopsida; Poales; Poaceae
Product: probable aquaporin TIP2-1
Exons: 3
Coding region: 1-750 (249 amino acids)
Biological process (GO): water transport; transmembrane transport
Cellular component (GO): plant-type vacuole membrane
Molecular function (GO): water channel activity
Source: RefSeq, a predicted model, not a curated record
AUGGUGAAACUCACAUUCGGAAGCUGCGGCGACUCCUUCAGCGCCACGUCCAUCAAGGCCUAUGUGUCCGAGUUCAUCGCCACCCUCCUCUUUGUGUUCGCUGGCGUCGGGUCCGCCAUUGCCUACGGCAAACUGACCAGUGAUGGCGCUCUGGACCCCGCUGGUCUCGUGGCCAUCGCGAUCGCCCACGCCUUCGCCCUCUUCGUCGGCGUCGCGGUCGCCGCAAACAUCUCCGGCGGGCACCUCAACCCCGCCGUGACCUUCGGCCUUGCCGUCGGCGGCAACAUCACCAUCCUCACCGGGAUCUUCUACUGGGUCGCCCAGCUGCUCGGCUCCACCGCCGCCUGCUUCCUGCUCAAGUUCGUCACCCACGGGAAGGCCAUCCCGACGCACGCCGUCGCAGCCGGCAUGAACGAGUUCGAGGGCGUGGUGAUGGAGAUCAUCAUCACCUUCGCGCUGGUCUACACGGUGUACGCCACGGCCGCCGAUCCCAAGAAGGGCUCCCUCGGCACCAUCGCCCCCAUCGCCAUCGGCUUCAUCGUCGGCGCCAACAUCCUCGCCGCCGGCCCCUUCAGCGGCGGCUCCAUGAACCCCGCCCGCUCCUUCGGCCCCGCCGUCGCCGCCGGCGACUUCGCUGGAAACUGGGUCUACUGGGUCGGCCCUCUCAUCGGUGGCGGCCUCGCCGGGCUCGUCUACGGGGACGUCUUCAUCGCGUCCUACCAGCCAGUCGCCGACCAUGACUACGCAUAA